AUGGGGUUCAACGCGGCCUCGAGAGAAGGCCACAAAGAGGUCGUCGAGAUGCUGCUCGAUAAGGGUGCCGAUGUUAAUGCACAAGGUGGAGACUACGGCACAGCGCUCCGGGCGGCCUCGGAAAAAGGCCACAAAGAGGUCUCGUUGAUCGAUUAG
Neurospora tetraspora is the source of this 156-nucleotide messenger RNA. RefSeq lists its product as uncharacterized. The coding region runs from base 1 to 156 and encodes 51 amino acids. The transcript has 2 exons. Gene Ontology annotation, molecular function: protein binding. The record is from RefSeq and is a predicted model, not a curated record. NCBI's taxonomy places the organism in Eukaryota, Fungi, Ascomycota, Sordariomycetes, Sordariales, Sordariaceae.